Lolium perenne is the source of this 1110-nucleotide messenger RNA. Lineage: Eukaryota; Viridiplantae; Streptophyta; Magnoliopsida; Poales; Poaceae. The record is from RefSeq and is a predicted model, not a curated record.
AUGCCGCCGCAGACGACCGCGCCGACGCGAGUCGCCGGCAGCUCCUCUGCCGGACUCCGCGAGAGGCUCCGCCACGCCGCCGGCGACGACCACGACGAGGCGCGCCGCGUCUCGGGAGGGUGCGCCUCGGGAGGUUGCGCCACGCCGCCGCCGCACGACGGUCGCGCCUCGGGAGGUUGCAAGGACUUCCUCCGUGCUGAUGGGAAAUGGCUCACGUGCUUCUGUUCGUGGUGCUGGUACAGUGGAUCUGAAGAAGAAGCUGGACCCGUGCAGGACGAGGCUGCCGGAGCCGGCGACGCUCCGGAACAACAAGAAGUUGUCGGAGACAGCGACGCCCCGGAACAGCCAGAGGAUGCCGGAGAAGCAGAGGAGUCAAUCCUGGGCAACCUCAGCCCAAUCUCCGACGACGCCUCCACCAUGGACACGGAAGAAUACAACCGCCUCACUAAGGAGUUGGAGGAUGAAGAGGCAGCUGAGGCGGAAUCUGCUCCUCCUAAGCAGGUUCUCGCAACCUUAGCCGCGCUGGAUCAACAGGAAGAGGAAGAUGAGAAUUCUCAGUCCGACCCACAGCCGUCCCACGCAGGAUCUCCGCUAUCACGGGAAAGGCCGUGUAAGGAAGUCCUGUCCCCAGAAGAACUGGUUGAGCAUGCAGGCAUGGAUGCAAUCGCGCACUCGGAAAUCCUCAACAAGCCUAUCACACCUGAUGACGCAGCAGAUCCGGAAGCUCUGGAAGCCAAGAGGCAAGAGAUGCUGGCAACAACCAAUAAAUUCGCCACCACCGCAGCAGCAAUGCUGGAUGAGAGGAAAGAAGCCGCACAUUUUUUGGAUAAUUUUCUCAAGCGAGAACGCCAGGUUGACGAAUCAAUGGAAAAAUUCAAGCAGCUCCGGAAGCACUGGGAGGACAAGGUCACCGAGCUCCAACAGGAGGCCGAUAAAAUAAGGCGAGAGGCUAUACCUCCCCGGAAGAUCACCUUCGCAACUCCUACUGAGCAACAACCAUUCUCAACUCCAAAGGAUAAUUUGAAAAAGGCUGCGGAGAUCUUAAAAAAGAAGGACGAGCAGAUUGAUAUCGACUACGAUGAACUGGAGUCUGGUGUUGUAGGGCCAUAG